Patiria miniata (bat star) is the source of this 2617-nucleotide messenger RNA. RefSeq lists its product as uncharacterized. Lineage: Eukaryota; Metazoa; Echinodermata; Asteroidea; Valvatida; Asterinidae. The record is from RefSeq and is a predicted model, not a curated record. The transcript has 3 exons. The coding region runs from base 1 to 2235 and encodes 744 amino acids. Gene Ontology annotation, molecular function: nucleic acid binding. Gene Ontology annotation, biological process: DNA integration.
AUGUCGAGCGUCAGCUCCAUAUUUGAUCCACUUGGUCUGGUAGCACCAGUCUUGCUUGUUGGAAAACGCAUUCUCCAAACCUUGUGUCGUGAUGGGUAUGCAUGGGACGACCCAAUCUCAGAGGAAAUCAGAUCUGAGUGGGAGAAAUGGAGGAACGACAUCCUGCAUUUGGCAUCACUGAAUAUCCCACGAUGCUACAAGCCUGAGAAGUUUGAUGUCAUCAAGUCAGCAGAACUGCAUCACUUCUCCGAUGCCAGUACCGAAGGCUAUGGUCAGUGUAGCUACUUGCGACUGAUAGACGACAAAGGAAGUGUAUGUACAACUCUGGUCAUGGGAAAGUCCAGAGUAACUCCUUCGAAGCCAGUUACCAUCCCUCGACUGGAACUUACAGCAGCCGUCAUCUCGGUGAAAGUCAGUACUUUCCUCAUGAAGGAACUAGAGUAUAGCGAUGUGACUCAGUUCUACUACACUGAUAGCAGAGUCGUACUCGGGUAUAUUGCCAAUGACAGCAAGAGGUUCCACAUAUUCGUCGCCAACCGCGUGCAGAAGAUCAGAGAUCACACCACACCUGAAGAUUGGCGACAUGUUGACACUAAAACUAACCCAGCAGAUGCAGCUUCCCGAGGUCUUUCUGCCAAGUCGCUCAUCAAGAGCAAACUCUGGUGGAGUGGUCCAGGUUUCCUGCAAGAAAGAGAAACCCCUCCACCUGACACUGAGUACGUGGAGCCAAGUUCAAACGACCCAGAGGUGAAGAAGGCAUCUGCAUUCAAUGUCCACACUGAGACCUCCAACUACCCGAGCAUGCUUGAAAGAUUCCAGUCCUACUCAAACUGGUUUCGCCUGAAACGUGCAAGGAAGCAUUUCCAAAGGAAAAAUCGAGCCCUCAGCAAACCCGAUGGUCUUCCUAAUGGCGAGCAGCAAGGCCCAGGAAACCCCCUGAACAAGAGCAGUCCUCUGUAUAUGCUUGACCCAGUCAUAGAUGAAACGAAGCUGUUGAGAGUCGGUGGACGCAUCAAGCAAGCCAAAGCACCUAAAGAGAUCAAGCAUCCCAUCUUGCUUCCACGUCAUGGCCACGUGACUGACCUGGUGAUUGAACACUACCAUGUUCAGAGUUGUCACUCAGGCCGUGGCAUGACACUGAAUAGCAUUCGCCAAGCUGGCUUUUGGAUUCUGGGGGCAAGAUCAGCUGUUACCAGCCAUAUUUGGAAGUGCGUGACCUGCCGCAAACUCAGACAUGCUCCCUGUGGGCAGAAGAUGGCAGAACUACCCAAGGACAGAUUGGAUCCAUCCGCACCCUUCACCUAUAGCGCUGUAGACUACUUUGGUCCCUUCAUGAUUAAAGAAGGACGAAAGGAGCUAAAAAGAUGGGGGGUCAUCUUCACCUGUAUGGCAUCCCGUGCAGUCCAUAUCGAGACAGCUAAUUCGCUGAACACCGACUCAUUCUUGAAUGCCUACCGCAGAUUCACAUGUAGAAGGGGUCCAGUGAGACAACUCCGCUCCGAUAGAGGCACAAACUUCAUCGGUGGAAAGAAUGAACUGGACGCUGCCCUAGCCGAGAUGGAUCAACCCAAGAUAUCUCAAGAGCUGCUAAAGGACAGUUGUGAUUGGGUGACAUUCAAUAUGAACGUUCCCACAGCCAGUCACAUGGGAGGCACAUGGGAGAGGCUCAUCCGUUCAAUCAGACAGGCGCUCUCAACAUUGCUGCAGAAACAUGGGCAACAACUGGAUGAUGAGCUCUUGAGGACCCUCAUGACCGAGGCUGAAGCAAUUGUGAACAGCCGACCUCUCACCUACGUUGACAUGGUGGCCCCAGAUUCAGAAGAGCCCCUCACGCCAAGCCAACUGCUAACGCUGAAAAGCAAGGUAGUUCUCCCUCCGCCAGGAGUCUUCAUCCAACAAGAUCUUUAUUGCCGACGCCGAUGGCGCAGAGUCCAGUACCUUGCCAACCAGUUCUGGUCACGUUGGAAGACUGAGUAUUUGUCGACCCUACAAGAGCGGAAGAAGUGGCAGAAGGCUCAGCAGAAUCUGGAGAUAGGCAACAUCGUCAUGAUGGUCGACGACUCCACUCCCCGAUGCCAGUGGCAACUCGCUCGUGUGGUUGAGACGUACCCAAGCUCAGACGGUCACAUCAGGAAGGUCAAGCUCCAAACUGGUCGAUCUGUCUUCGAGAGGCCUAUCCAUAAGGUUGUACUACUGUUGGACCAGGGACGCCCCGACGAGGAGCCAAAUGCCUGAACUUGAGCCGAUACAUGAACUGUACUUAAAGGAGCCACGUAGUGUUCACAUUCUCAGUAGUAUAGUAGUUACUAUUUCCAGUUUUGCGCCUUUAGUCAAGUUUAAUGUUAAAAUUGUUAAUGUUGUUAAGUAAUUUGAAAGGUCAAAUUAGGGGAGCCAUGUAACUGCUGGUGAGUUAUUCCAAGCUUGCCACAUGGUGGCGCUCUCCACAACUCAUGAGGGCGCUCUUCAUUGUUACCACAGAUUCAUGGUCCUUAUUGAUGACACAUGUCUGUGUCCUAAAUUUUUGACUCGUAUUUUGACUCAGUAUAAUUCGAUCAUCCUUCCACCCCAGGACCCGAGGACAGAGUUUUUACGUGAACUCUGCAAUCGCCACAGUCAU